ACGCACACUUUGCUCCUAUUACGCCACAUGAACUCUGUCGCAUGCCAUGACCUGCCUUGCAGCUCCACGCCUAGCAAUCAGAGGCAGUCGUCAAAUAAAAGAGAACAGAAACUAUUCAAAGCUGUGGACCUCUCCCCGGAGGAAGGAAGGCAACCAAGUGCUAAACGUGAAGAGCAGGUUAAACCACAGUCAGCAUACAUUGAGCAGGGCAGUCGUGCUCGCUUGUCAACAGGAGAGAGAAAGGGGAACUGAGGAACAGGCACAAAGCAACAGAGCUGAUCUCUGAAAGGAUUGUGGGCAGUUGUGAAGCAAAGAGCGAAUCUUCCCAGGCUGUCGCAAUCCUUUUGCGGGAGGUUUGGCAUUCUCUGAAUCUGAAUUUCCUGAGCGUGGCUCGAGAAACCUUUUUGAAAAGAACAAGCGCUCGGGACAUCAAGAACUUUUGCGCACUCAACCCAGUUGGCGCUUCGGUCAUUAGACUCUCUGCAGUUGGGGAAGAAAGAAUCGCACAGAUGUCUUUGGGCGUAGAUCCAAAGAUUCAGCUGUUCAUAAAGGCCAGUGAUGAUGGGGCGAGCAUUGGAAACUGCCCUUUCUCACAACGCCUAUUCAUGAUCCUAUGGCUGAAGGGAACCUUCACCAUUAACACCGUGGAUAUGAAGAGAGACACAAGCAUGCUGAAAGACAUUGCACCAGGAUGCCAGCCCCCAUUCAUCCUUUUCAAUGGGGAUCUCAAGACAGACACUAACAAGAUCGAGGAAUUUCUGGAAGAGGUUCUUGUUCCACCAAGGUGCCCUCAUCUGGGUGUUCGUUACCACAAAUCCUCCGUUGCUGGAGAUAACAUCUUCCAGAAAUUCUCAGCUUACAUUAAAAGCCCCACAGAACAAAACAGAAACAUAGAGAAAGCGUUCCUGAAAACACUGGUACAGCUGGACGAAUAUUUGAAAACACCACUGGAACACGAGCAAACCAUCCCGUCAAAAAGACGGUUCCUGGACGGAAAUGACCUGACAUUGGCCGACUGCAACCUCCUACCGAAGCUCAACAUUGUCCGAGUGGUGUGCAUGCACUAUCGGAGAUUUAAAAUCCCAGAGGAACUUUCAGGUCUCUGCCAAUACUUGAGUAAUGCAGACAGCCGUGAAGAGUUCUUCAACACUUGCCCAAAUAAGGAAGAGAUCAUAAUGGCAUACAGCCAGGUUGCCAAGUGAUAAACUUUGACCACGAGUGACUUUCUUCAUUUUGCAUCUUUUUAUAUAUGCUUCAGAGCUUGCAAUCCUCGGUAACAUUUUCUGGUACAUCUUGAAUUUGAAGCAGCAAGGCAACUCACAGGAUAUUGUGUUCAAUUGAAGCUUGCAUUGUGUGUGUGUAUAUAUAUAUAU
Messenger RNA from Callorhinchus milii (elephant shark), 1373 nucleotides. Its product is annotated as chloride intracellular channel protein 4. The record is from RefSeq and is a predicted model, not a curated record. Lineage: Eukaryota; Metazoa; Chordata; Chondrichthyes; Chimaeriformes; Callorhinchidae.